AUGACCCGGCCUCCCCUGGCUCUUCCACCGUCCGGGCUCCCUUUCCUCCCUAUGGAAAUUUUAAAUGGAGCACAGCUUCAGAAAACAGCAAUAUCAUGCUUUUAUUCCUACUUCCGAUCUGUGAUUUGUCUAAUAUUUCUGUUUUCUGAUGUUCCUUCAAUUUCAGUGAGCAUAACUGCUGUUGGUAAGCGAGAGAAACUGUUGCGUGUUAUAAAAAACACUGUUACACAGUACCUACCCCUCGACUGUCGGAAGAUAGGCUACUCUCAUUGUUCUGAGAAGCUGGUGGAUAUUCAGGACUAUGUUAAUGGCGUCAACAAUGACACGAACCUUGUCUUUGUGGUUGGGGCUAUGGCCCAUGGCAAAAUUGAUAAAGAUUAUGUCGAAGAUUAUUUAUCAAUUUCAGAUUAUCCAUUGAGUUCUGCAUACUGCAUAUCAAUGAUCACGAAUGCCAUGGAGCGCAAAUGGAAGAUUUUGUAGAUUGACCUUACUCCCAAGACAUACUUUCUAGAGUGUUGUCCUAGCUAGUUUUCUUUCUAUAGGCCUUUUUGGGUUGUUAAGUUUGUGUAAAAUAUUGAAAAAGUGCAAAUGACCCUCACAUUUUGGAGUGCCCUUUUUGCUCGUUUACGAUCAAUUUGAAACAUUUUGCGCUUGCAACAGGCUUAUUGAUCGUAUAAAGUGAAAUUUGAGUUUCAAAAUUUUGAUUAUCGGAAUCUCCCUGAGUGCAGAGGCCAACAUUGACUA
Solanum pennellii is the source of this 744-nucleotide messenger RNA. RefSeq names its product ribosomal RNA small subunit methyltransferase NEP1-like. Gene Ontology annotation, biological process: rRNA base methylation. The record is from RefSeq and is a predicted model, not a curated record. The coding region runs from base 1 to 480 and encodes 159 amino acids. NCBI's taxonomy places the organism in Eukaryota, Viridiplantae, Streptophyta, Magnoliopsida, Solanales, Solanaceae. Gene Ontology annotation, molecular function: rRNA binding; rRNA (pseudouridine) methyltransferase activity. Gene Ontology annotation, cellular component: nucleolus; small-subunit processome. The transcript is spliced from 6 exons.